AUGGCUGCUUCCUACGUCCUCCUCCUCGUCGCUGCUCUCGUUGCUUUGGCUUCCUCUCCAGCCAUGGCCCGCGAUCCCGGUCCUCUCCAAGACUUCUGUGUCGCGGACAACACAUCCGAUGUGUACGUCAACGGAUUUGUCUGCAAGGAUCCAAAGCUCGUCAAAGCCGAGGACUUCUUCUUCUCCGGUCUCGACCAGCCUCGCAACACCACCAACAAAGUCGGCUCCAACGUCACACUCCUAAACGCGAACCGAAUUCCCGGCCUCAACACCCUCGGCAUCUCCAUGGCCCGGGUGGACUACGCGCCGUUUGGCCUUAACCCUCCUCACAUCCAUCCCCGGGCGACGGAGAUUCAGACGGUGUUGGAAGGCUCGCUCUACGUCGGCUUCGUCACCUCCAACCCCGACAACAGGCUCAUCACCAAAGUGCUUCGCAAGGGUGAUGUGUUUGUGUUCCCCCAAGGCCUCAUCCACUUCCAGUUCAACUACGGCAUCAACAAGGCCGUCGCACUCUCCAGUCUCAGCAGCCAAAACCCGGGGGUGAUCACCAUUGCCAAUUCCGUCUUCGGCUCCAAACCGGCCAUCUCGGAUGAUAUCCUCGCUAAGGCCCUUGGGGUGGACAAGAAGAUCAUAGACCUGAUUCAGGCUCAUUUCUAG
Messenger RNA from Musa acuminata AAA Group (dessert banana), 657 nucleotides. RefSeq names its product putative germin-like protein 2-1. Gene Ontology annotation, cellular component: cell wall. NCBI's taxonomy places the organism in Eukaryota, Viridiplantae, Streptophyta, Magnoliopsida, Zingiberales, Musaceae. Gene Ontology annotation, molecular function: manganese ion binding. The transcript has 2 exons. The record is from RefSeq and is a predicted model, not a curated record. Bases 1 to 657 code for a protein of 218 amino acids.